GCGACAGAAGGAGUCAGAGGAAGAGGAGUGAGAGGAGGAGGAAGAGGAGGAGUAAGAGGGGGAGUGAGAGGAAGAGGAGUGAGAGGAGGAAGAAGAGGAGGAGGAGUGAGAGGAGGAGGAGAUGGAGCGCAGCGUGAUCCAGCUGAGUCACUGUCAGAAGGUCAUCUUCUGCUUCUCGCUGCCGGACGAGUGUCCGGGCUGUGGAGAGGAGCUGGAGGGGAGACGCCUGCAGGAGGCGCCAGUGAGCCUCCCCUCCCCCUUCACCAACGGACAUGAGCGCUGCUGCUCCCUGCUGGUCACACCUGCACAGGACAACCCGAACAGAGACUUCGAUGGGACUUCGGAUCUGCACACAGGCAUCUCCAACUCGAAAGGAGUUGUGUAUAACUACACUCAGGGCGGGGUGCAUAGGGACCAGAGUGGGUGGGAGCACUGCGUCAGUGUUCCUCUGGUCCGACCUGACAUGUACCACCUGCUGGCUCAGUGGGACCAGUACCUGGACCACUUCUCUGGUGGACCCAUGUGGGACCCUGCAUGGCACAGGUUCAACGAGGACGACCAUAACUGCUUCAGCUUCUGUCUCGGCUUCGUGAACAGCGUCCUGGCCGUGGAGGGGCGGAGCUCCAUGACCAGAGAGACGUUCACUCACACCUACAUCCUGCCGAAGAUGAAGAGAGUCUCAAAAUUCACCACGUUGUACCAACACAUCCAGAAACACCAGUACUACGUGGUAGACAGAAAGCCAGACAGACAGGAGGACAGACAGGAGGACAGACAGGAGGAUGUCCCCACCUGUGCUGGGCAGUCAUCUGAUAACUCUUUUCAGUACCAGUAAUGUGAGGGAUACAUCUGAGUCAGACACUGAUGGACUGAGGGUUGGUCUGUCGGUUAGAGUGUGGACACCCGACCUGAGCCUGUCAGACCCAGCAGGACCAGUUAGGACCCAACAGACCCAGUCAGACCCAUCAGGACCAGUUAGGACCCAACAGACCCAGUCAGACCCAGCAGGACCAGUUAGGACCCAACAGACACAUCAGGACCAGUUAGGACCCAACAGACCCAGUCAGACCCAUCAGGACCAGUUAGGACCCAACAGACCCAGUCAGACCCAUCAGGACCAGUUAGGACCCAACAGACCCAUCAGGACCAGUUAGGACCCAACAGACCCAGUCAGAACCAUCAGGACCAGUUAGGACCCAACCGACCCAGUCAGACCCAUCAGGACCAGUUAGGACCCAACAGGCCCAGUCAGACCCAUCAGGACCAGUUAGGACCCAGUCAGACCCAUCAGGACCAGUUAGGACCCAACAGACCCAGUCAGACCCAUCAGGACCAGUUAGGACCCAGUCAGACCCAUCAGGACCAGUUAGGACCCAGUCAGACCCAUCAGGACCGGUUAGGACCCAACAGACCCAGUCAGACCCAUCAGGACCAGUUAGGACCCAGUCAGACCCAUCAGGACCAGUUAGGACCCAGUCAGACCCAUCAGGACCGGUUAGGCGCUGUCAGGUUGAGCUGGGUUUGUACAGAUAUUCUGGUUUGGAUCUACGUCUGCAGCCAGGGACUAAUCCUCCAUCAUGAAGAGCACAUGGGGCUCACUGCCUAACCCUAACCCUAACCCUCACCCUAACCCUAACCCUAACCCUAACCCUAACCCUAACCCUCACCCUAACCCUAACCCUAACCCUAACCCUAGGAGUGUCCUAACUGUUACUGUCACCGUUUGAAAAUAAAUGAGAAGCUCUUCGAAGCUGCAGCUGUUCACCACCAGGGGGCGUGGUGUUUAUAUAUACAGUAUAUGUCCAUGACUGAGCUACGGUGGAUUCUGGCUGCAUGGUGUGUCAAGCAGCAGCAAGAAAUCAUGGGACAUUAACAAAGAGGUGAAACAGUAGAAUUAUUACUUUUAUUAUAUUCACAGGGAAGUAUUAAAGGAAGUAAUUUUAUUCUCAUUAUAUCUGCUUCCACUAGGAAUCAGUAUCAGGACACUCUGUACAGUUCCACUGCUAUGCUGAUGACACCCAGUUAUACUUGUCAUUUAAACCUGAACAAAGUAAUCAAUUAACUGAUUUGAUUAAGGACAUAAAAACCUGGAUGACC
Molecule: messenger RNA, 2097 nt
Organism: Limanda limanda (common dab)
Lineage: Eukaryota; Metazoa; Chordata; Actinopteri; Pleuronectiformes; Pleuronectidae
Product: MKRN2 opposite strand protein-like
Exons: 4
Coding region: 122-835 (237 amino acids)
Source: RefSeq, a predicted model, not a curated record